This is a messenger RNA of Closterium sp. NIES-67, 1375 nucleotides long. Lineage: Eukaryota; Viridiplantae; Streptophyta; Zygnematophyceae; Desmidiales; Closteriaceae. The record is from the annotation of a GenBank genome assembly.
CCUUCCCACAUGCUCAAACCCGUUGAUCUCCCAUCCAGAUCAAAUCAACGUUCCUGCCUCGCGCUGUUCCUCCUCACACUGGGGCUUCCCAGCUGAGCGCUGAGCGGUGGGACGCGGAUCCUCCGCCGUAUCCACUUCGUGCCUUGCAUUUCCGAGUCUCCGGAAACGGAACCGGAGACGGAAACGGAAAUAACGGUGACGUAGUUCACCGAUCGCGAACGUAUUCACGCGCUGAACAACAGCAGCAUCAGCAGCAGCAGCAGAAGCAGCAGCAGCACAAGCAGAAGGAAGAGGAGCAGAAGGCGGUAUGGGGGUGGUGGAAGAGGAGCGGUCAGAUGACUCCCACGCGCGAGACGACGGCAAUGGAGGGGAAUCGACGGAAUCAACGCUGCGAGGAGAGCGAGGAGAAGAAACGGGUAAAGGGGAAGCGCAAGGAGCAAUAGACGCGGGAGCAGACGAGGCGGGCGGGAGCGCAGAGGAACGAGCGGAGAAAGCCGCGGAGAGUGAGGGACGACCCGCGGACGAGCAAUCCGCGGAAGUCGCGGGUGAUUCGCAAGCGAGUGAGGGGAAGGGGAAUGAGGGGAAGGGGGAUGAGGGGGGCAGUGGCGCGGAGGGAUCUGAUGGCGGAAACCAGGUGGAGAACGGGGGAGAGGGGGAAGGGCUGGAGGGCCGCGGGGAAGACGCGGAAGAGGCUGCUGCGCCUGCUGCCGACGUCACGGGUGGUGAUGAUGCUGCGGGGGAGGCGGAGGAGGUGGUGGUGGUGGGAGUGGUUGUGGGGGAAGCGGAGGGUGCGGAUGAGGAGGCGGAUCGGGAAGGGGAGGGGGGUGAGGGGGAGGAGAGGCGGGAGGAGCAGGCGGAAGAGCGGGAUGAAGAGGCGGAGGAGGAGGACGAGGAAGGAGAGGAGGGCGAGGGGGAGGAUGAGGACGAGGAUGAGGAUGAGGAUGAAGGGGAGGGGGAGGGGGAGGGGGAGGAGGGGGAGGAAGGAUCGGAAGGAGCGGGCGCGCGGGGCCGCCGGGUCCCUCCGCGCAUGAGCCGCGAGGCGCGGAGCAUCUACGAGCGGAUCCGCGCGCGCCAGUGCCGCGUUGCGCGCGUGGUGAUGGCGGGGAACAAGCGCACGAAAGCCGCCAUUAUCUCCCGCAUCAUGGCGGGCGCGCUGGCGCAAUCGGCGGAAGCGGGAGCGGAAUCGGGCGGAAGCUUCGAGGAGCUGCAGGCGGCGCUGCUGCGCGCCAACAGGGCGCUGCGAGCGCUGGGGGUGUUCGAGGAUGUGACUACAGUGGUGGACGCGCUGCCCGGGGACCCGCCUGGCACUGCAACGGUGGUGAUUAACGUGAAGGAAGAUAGCGUGCUUGCAGCUAAUGUCGGCACGUACCUUCAG